Antechinus flavipes (yellow-footed antechinus) is the source of this 1800-nucleotide messenger RNA. RefSeq names its product all-trans-retinol dehydrogenase [NAD(+)] ADH7-like. The coding region runs from base 107 to 1231 and encodes 374 amino acids. Gene Ontology annotation, molecular function: all-trans-retinol dehydrogenase (NAD+) activity; zinc ion binding. The transcript is spliced from 9 exons. Gene Ontology annotation, cellular component: cytosol. Gene Ontology annotation, biological process: retinol metabolic process; retinoic acid metabolic process. The record is from RefSeq and is a predicted model, not a curated record. Lineage: Eukaryota; Metazoa; Chordata; Mammalia; Dasyuromorphia; Dasyuridae.
AGGACUAUUUAUCUCAACAUAUAAUGGUUUGCAAAAUAGGAUUGUUCAAACUUUGGUGACAGGACAUCAAAGCCUGGUGAACAUCAGAAACCAAGAGAAAGGCAGGAUGAGCACUUCAGGAAAAGUAAUUAAAUGCAAAGCUGCUGUACUAUGGGGCCUGAAGCAACCCUUUUCCAUUGAGGAAGUGGAAGUUGCUCCACCAAAAGCCUAUGAAGUUCGAGUUAAGAUUUUGGCUACAGGCAUAUGUCGCACAGAUAACAAUGCAAUCAUAGGAGGCUUCCAUGCUAAGUUUCCAGUCAUUGUGGGACACGAAGCAGUUGGAAUUGUAGAAAGUAUUGGAGAAGAAGUAACUACAGUGAAACCAGGAGAUAAGAUCAUCCCACUUUGUGUCCCACAGUGUGGAUUUUGCUCUGCAUGCAUAAACCCCAAUUCCAAUUUCUGUGAAAAGCUUGAUAUUGAAGGUAAAGGAGUAUUAUCUGAUGGCACUAGUAGAUUUAUCUGCAAAGGAAAGCCUGUACACCACUUCCUGAGUACCAGUACAUUCACGGAGUACACAGUGGUGGAAGAAAGUUCAGUUGCAAAAAUUGAUGCUGCUGCUCCUCCUGAGAAGGUCUGUUUGUUUGGCUGUGCAUUUUCCACUGGAUAUGGGGCUGCAAUCAACACUGCCAAGGUCACCCCUGGAUCUACUUGUGCUGUCUUUGGCCUGGGAGGAGUAGGCCUGUCAAUUAUUAUAGGCUGUAAAGCAGCUGGGGCUUCUCGGAUCAUUGGAAUUGACAUCAACCCACUUAAAUUUGAGAAAGCCAAGGCUGUAGGAGCCACUGAAUGCAUCAACCCUAAGGAUUACACAAAGCCCAUCAGUGAAGUGCUAAAGGAAAUGACUGACAAUUCUGUGAAAUAUACCUUUGAAGCCAUUGGACACAUUGAUACCAUAAUUGAUGCUCUGGCUUCUUGCCAUAAGAACUAUGGGACCAGUGUGCUAGUAGGCGACCCUCCAUCAUCUGCAAUGCUCACCUACGACCCCAAUAUACUGUUCACUGGACGCACCUGGAAAGGAUGUAUUUUUGGUGGUUGGAAAACCAGAAAUGAUCUCCCAAAACUCGUAUCUGAUUUUAUGGCAAAGAAAUUUGACUUGGACCCAAUAAUAACCCAUGUUUUACCUUUUAAUAAAAUCAAAGAUGGAUUUGAUCUACUCAACAAAGGAGAAAGCAUUCGAACAAUCCUGACUUUUUGAACUCUGAAGUUAUAGGAGGUAGCUAUGAAUCCAUCAACAAUUUCUCUUAUAUUUUACUUACAUAUAAUAACCAAAGAGAACAUAUCACUCAUGGGGGUAAAACAAAAGAUAGAAAUUAAGUAUUUUAGAACAAAUAAACAGUUUUUUAAAUUAGUGAUUAAUAUUGUUGGGAUUUAAUUUAUCUGGAAUAGUAGUUGGAUGCUACUAGUAAUAAUAGGAUUGUUGAUGCUUAACCUGAAAUAAUUUAUAUUGGACUAGAGAAUAUAAGGUAAAGAUAUAACCACUUCUUACUUUUUACUGAAGGGGAAAUUAUAAGGGAAAAGAGAAUACCCAUGCAUCAAAUUAAUAAAGAGUUUAAAGGAUUCUAUCUAAUUAAAAUGAGUUGGGCAAGUCAUAUGGGAUAAUGUUAUUGUAAUACUUUAAACCAAAUAUUAUCUUUUAUAUGAAGUAUUGACAAUGAAACUCUUGAAAGGCUUCUCAAAUAAUAUAUAUAUAUAUAAACAUACAAAUAUGUUCUAUAUCUUUAUAUGUAUUAAUAAAUAUCUUAAAUAUACUAAACAAAAAAUCUA